GAGGCGGGUGCAGCGCCGCUGGCCUGUGUGUGGCUGGCUCCCGCUCGGCUCCCGCGGCUGGCCCGGCUCGUGGGCGUCGCCUUUCCCCCUGCGAGGCCCCCGGGCCCCCCUCGGAGGACAACGCUGGCGGGGAAAAUGACCUCUCGGAGGUGGUUCCACCCCAACAUCACUGGUGUGGAGGCUGAGAACCUGCUCCUGACUCGAGGCGUGGAUGGCAGCUUCCUGGCCCGACCCAGCAAAAGCAACCCGGGCGACUUCACCCUCUCGGUUCGGCGCAAUGGGGCGGUCACCCACAUCAAGAUCCAGAACACAGGUGACUACUAUGACCUCUAUGGCGGAGAGAAGUUUGCCACCUUGGCCGAGCUGGUCCAGUACUACAUGGAACACCACGGGCAGCUCAAGGAGAAGAAUGGCGAUGUGAUCGAGCUCAAGUACCCGCUCAACUGUGCCGACCCAACGUCGGAAAGGUGGUUCCAUGGUCAUCUGUCUGGAAAAGAAGCCGAGAAGCUGUUGACGGAAAAAGGAAAACACGGCAGCUUUCUGGUCCGCGAGAGCCAGAGCCACCCUGGAGACUUUGUCCUGUCUGUCCGGACAGGAGAUGACAAAGGGGAGAGCAACGAUGGGAAGUCCAAAGUGACCCACGUCAUGAUCCGAUGCCAGGAUAUGAAAUAUGAUGUUGGUGGCGGGGAGAAGUUUGACUCCUUGACUGACCUGGUUGAACAUUAUAAGAAGAACCCCAUGGUGGAGACCCUGGGCACCGUCCUUCAGCUGAAGCAGCCUCUCAACACCACGCGCAUCAACGCAGCAGAGAUCGAGAGCCGGGUCCGGGAGCUGAGCAAGCUGGCGGAGACCACCGACAAAGUCAAGCAGGGCUUUUGGGAAGAAUUUGAGACUCUCCAGCAGCAAGAAUGCAAGCUUCUCUACAGUCGUAAAGAGGGCCAGCGCCAGGAGAAUAAGAACAAAAACCGUUACAAAAAUAUCCUGCCCUUUGACCACACCAGAGUUGUCCUUCACGAUGGCGAUCCCAAUGAGCCGGUGUCUGACUACAUCAACGCCAAUAUUAUCAUGGCGACCGGGCCUGCUGAUCUCCCUCUCCGCUUGCAGCCAGAGUUCGAGACGAAGUGCAACAACACCAAGCCCAAGAAGAGCUACAUUGCCACCCAGGGCUGCCUCCAGAACACUGUGAACGACUUCUGGCGGAUGGUGUUCCAGGAAAACUCCCGGGUCAUCGUCAUGACAACGAAAGAGGUUGAGAGAGGAAAGAGUAAAUGUGUGAAGUACUGGCCGGACGAACAUGCGCUCAAGGAAUACGGAGUGAUGCGCGUCCGGAAUGUCAAGGAGAGUGCGGCCCAUGACUACACAUUGCGGGAGCUCAAGCUCUCCAAGGUUGGACAGGGCAACACAGAGCGAACGGUGUGGCAGUACCAUUUCCGAACCUGGCCUGACCACGGCGUCCCCAGCGAUCCGGGUGGCGUUCUCGACUUCCUGGAAGAAGUUCAUCACAAGCAAGAGGGCAUUGCCGACGCUGGCCCCGUUGUGGUCCAUUGCAGUGCCGGCAUCGGACGCACUGGAACAUUCAUUGUGAUCGAUAUCCUCAUCGACAUAAUCCGAGAGAAAGGUGUGGACUGCGACAUCGACGUCCCCAAGACCAUCCAAAUGGUCCGCUCCCAACGCUCAGGGAUGGUGCAGACAGAGGCCCAGUAUCGGUUCAUCUACAUGGCGGUGCAGCACUACAUCGAGACGUUACAGCGCCGGAUCGAGGAAGAACAGAAGAGCAAGCGGAAAGGGCACGAGUACACCAACAUUAAGUACUCGCUUGCGGACCAGGCCGGCGGAGACCAGAGCCCCCUCCCGCCGUGUACACCCACCCCGACCUGCCCGGAGAUGAGAGAAGAUAAUGCCAUGCGCGUCUAUGAGAAUGUUGGCCUGAUGCAGCAGCAGAAGAGCUUCAGAUGAGACAAAAGGAAAGGGCUUCCUUGCGGGGAAAAUUUUGAGAUCCAGUUGUCAUUUUUUUUUCAAUACGAAAGUGAAGCGGAGCGACUUGGGACGCAUCCCCACAACGAGUGGACUUUUGACAGCGACGUAGAGCUUCCUUUUAUUUAUGGUGUUUUAACCCUUCCGUAAUCCGCAGAACUCGAGACCAUCCUUUUUUCCGAAAACUUUUUUUUUUGUCUCCGGAACGGCUGGUGUCCAUAAUUACCGAUAAGCUUUGCUUUCCAUUUUCAGACACAAAGUGCAGACCAAUACUCUUGUACUUGAAAGUUUUGAUUUGCCCCCUGGAUUUCAAGGUUUCCUGACCUUUUUUCAAAUGAGUUUUUUUUUUAAAACCUUGCCCUUUAAAGCUUGUUCCAUACGAGAGCUUCAGGGAGCAAGCUGGUUGUCUCGAUCCAACCGUUGUCCUCCGUUUCUCCCUUGGCUCUGUUUUGAGGGAAUUGGCAAUGACCGCUCAGUUUCAAUCCAGCUUCUCGUCCUCAUGGCGUUCCAUGUUUGGACUAUUUCCCCCCCCCCCCCCAGGUGUUUUUUGUUGUCCUAGAACUUCCAGUGAUGCGGUUUUUGCACCCGAUUGAAAUCAAAAAAAAUUUCUAACAAUCUUCCCAGCAAUAGUGGGUGUCAGAGCCAGUUGCUUGUGAGGAAUUCAAAUGAUGUUUCUUACAUUGAUUCAAGGGCUUGGGAGGGGAAGGAGCACUCAGCAUCCAGGGCCUCCUUUGGGGAUGACUGGGAUGGGAUGGGGAGGGUACAAAAUGGGGGCCUCUUCUGUAUGUCACUUCCUCUGCCUGCCAGCCACCUAUAUACACUCUUCUUUUGGGACCUGCUGGCAAGUGACCCAGGGGCCUUCAGGGUCGAGCCUUGGGUCGGUGGAAGUGGCCUGUGCAUCCUUCCUGGUGCCGGAAGGGCAUUCUUUCCUCACCUCACCUGCGGUAGCCAAUGCUCUUUUGCCGCACCCUCCCUUCUGCCAGACUUUCUCUCUCAACGCUCUGCCUUUUUUUGAAGUGCCUUCUUUCCCACUGAGCCGGCAUGGCUUGGUUGGGUCUUUCCUUCCUUGCGGCUUCCAUUGGAGAGGUGUCCUAACGCUUCCGUGGGAUGAGCCCCUUGUCGGGGUGGAAGUGUUAGAGGCAUAGCUUUCCCUGCAAAAACUUUACCGUUUGCUUAAGGGCUCUGCAUGUGUCAUAUUCGUCGUACCUGUGUCCUGCUGAGAUCCAGGCAGCUGGGACAACGCAAUGUUUCUGCAGCUGAUCCAGACCUUUGCCCAUGAGUUGCUAAUUCCUAUAAACUCACAUCAACAAGAGAGUCUCUGCCGUUGUUGUUCAGUAUAGAAGCUGGCUGCUUAGAUCUCUCUCUCUCUCUUUCUCUUCCAGGAAUCAGAGAUGUAACUCUUUACACAGUGCCAUUAGAAUUAGCGAGCUUUCCCUUGCUGCCUGGGAAAGCAGUUCCUAGAGAAGUUGUACCCUGAAGCCUAGAACACAUAAAACAUAAGGUUGCAAUUUCUCUUAUGACAUUGAUUUGGCCAUAGUUUUGCUUUGUGAGCUUCAGGGAGUGGGAAGGCCUGGGUGGAGGCCUUGCGCUCCCUGGGACUCACGUUUCCCCAUUAUAUCAGGGCAUUGGGAAGCCCUGGCCCUGGUUUGCCCACUUGCCUAUCUUAAGGACUAGAACCUUGUCCUGGAAGUUGAAUUCUGCCCCUUCGCCUACGUUGUUCUGAACUGCAGCAUGUGCAUAGCCCAGUGGGAGGAAGGGAGAUCUUUGGUCUUUGCUGCCCCUUUCUUUGGCUUCCCUUUUUGGUCGUGUGUCUUGUCUUCAACCAUGGAACUCCUGUCUUUGUGUCUUUUGCCUCAGCCUCAUGGUCCAGCACCCAUGUUGGCCUGGUUGGGGCCCUUUUUUGCCUUCCUUGCACCUCCUGCAAUCACAGAGGGCUUAUGCAAAGCUUGGCAGCGGUUGCGGCUGAUAAGCGAGCACUUCCAUUUGGGAUGGGGACAGCCCAAGGAGACCUCCAGUUAGGGACAAUGUUGGCCAGAGCGGAAGUGCCUCUUGCUUGGAGCAGACAACGGUGACCGUGUCAAUAUUGGCCAUUUCAUUCUUUUGGUUGUCUGCCCUGCCUGAGGUGGAAGGCUUGGGCAUCUUGACUGAUGUGUUAUUCACAAUGAGAGGAAAAGCCAUGGAGUCAAAAUUUGUACAGGGUUUGGUGGAAGUGUUCCAGUGGAUUGGGGACGUGCCAAACAGUGCUGCUCCCUGUGGCACAGACUGGGAAAUGGCUUCCAUCGAGGUCCAUGUUGCCUCCCCAUCUUUCCAGUGCUGGACUGGGGGGAAAGUAGGUGUUUUGAAGGAAGAGUGACGGCAGUGCGGUGGUGUUGGGUAGCGAAACUUGGCAUGUUUGUGAGAUGGGGAGAGGAAGGGCCAGGCCAGGUCUUCUUGCAGGAGUGCUUUAUGCCUUAAAUUGGGGAGGGGGGAGAAGCUCAAGCGAGACUAGUCUUUUACAAAGCCUUGCCAUUUCCAUUCUCCCCCCACCCCACACACAAAUUCCCAAAGGGCCACUCCAGUUUCAUGGCUUCUCAAUGGAGGAGAUAGAAUGGGAAGGAUAGGAGUUUUUAGCAGAGGAACCAAGGAAGGAAAUUCAAUGAAGGAGGGAACGCUGCCUUUAGCAUUGGCCUGGGUAGGAUUGGUUUGGAUUCAUUACCUGCGUCCUCUCCUCAUGGUGCGUUGAAGGCUGAAAUGUGGGGCCUCGGAUGUGUGCUGAACCCAGAAGAGCGUGUAAUAAAGGAAUGUCCUUUUUGAAACUUGAAACAGAACUACCCGUCUUGAUGAUUGUGUGAGGAAACGGACAUGAGCGAAAUGCUUGGGCCUUGCUGCGAACCCAAAGCAGACGAGUUCGGCGUCCGUCUUCCUCCCUCCCUCCCUCCCUUCCUUAAAGCGAUCUCUUGACUUUUGUAUUCUUAUCUCCAGCUGAAUGUCAAUGGCACAAGGAGGCAUCUGGCCCCUUGGUUUGGACUGUAGUUCACAGGGAUGUGUAUGUCUUAAAGCCUGGCAUCCAUUCUCUGUCUAUGUUUGUGGACAAAGGAAAGGGAGAGGAGUUGACUUGGCUCAAAGAGAAAGCUUGGUUUUCUUUUUCUGUCGGGGAAGGCCUUCCCUCUUGAGCUGGGUUUGUGCCAUGCUCUUGGCACUCUCUUUUUCUUGGACAGGAAGGGGCAAAACCUGAAAUGGAGAACCUUUUGCUCCUCUUCUCGGCGGCUGAGAAAAUCGAGUCGCUUCACUGCUCCCCUCUUUCCUUCUGCUUUUGGGGACAGGUUUUUGGAAUGACCCUGGGGAUUCUUGGUACCCACAUCUUCCUAGUUGGGAUGCCCGUUGCAGGAGGGAUGGAUUUACUCCAGUCCGUAGCAGCUGGCACCUCAAAUAUUUCCCAAUUUCUCAUGUUGAAGGAAUGAGGAGAAGCUUGGGAUGCCCAGUGCGCCAGGUCGAGGGCACAGGUGGCAUCCGUCAGCAUUGGCCGGAGGGGCAUCGCUUACAGAAUGUCUGAUCUAUCCUGCAUUUUUAUUUUUUGAAAAACCUUGACCAAAUCUUCUGUGAUUCCCUCUCUCCUCUGAAACUUGUGUUUUUCAACAAUAGCCAUGAACUUUCCUAGUGGACUGUUAAGCGGAACUUGAGGGCUAGUAACUUGAUGUUAUCUUUGAACAAGCCAAAUGCUUUCUUGGUCUGUGCGAUGAGUUGAAGAGUUGUCAUUUUGGCUGGCUUUACACUGUCCAAUGGAUUCAGUUGGACCCCAUUUUCUGAACCUUGGCUCGAUGCUCUCCAAUCCCGGGAGUUGUCAUUGUAUACAAUCUUUCAUCUUCUCUGCCUCACAAAACUACACCUCCCAGGCGUUGGUGGUAUCCAAUUGCGCCAAAGUCGAGCCAAACGGCUUUCCUUCAACAGUGUCGACACACUCACUGUGUUGUUUUUUCCUCUUCGUUUGGGGUUCUUCCUCCGAGUUGUAAUCCGUUCUCACAACGUCACUUUGGGCCUAUGUUUCUUAAUUUAUAAGGUUCCCCCCCUCCUCCACAGCUCUGUCAUUUUAGAGCUAAAUUUCCCCAAACCUUUGUUCCUUCUUCCCAGCGACUUAUGAAGAAUCGUGAGGUGGGGUUCCAAAGCACAGCCGUCUCCUUUACUAAGGAAGGCACCCAAAAUGUCUUUGAUCAUUUGUGUUUCAUUUUUUAAAAAAAAAUGUGAAUAAUGUCUGUGUCCGGGUCCUCUCCGUUCUCUUCGGCUUCUGCGCUGCAAACGCUUGCGCGGGUGAAGGCCCAUUGGAUCCCAAUGUACGAGAUUGCCCGGUGUCUCUUGGCUUCUGCCCAUAUAUUCUCGUAGCCCUGCUUUCCUCAACCCGGAGGGCUCCCCAUGGGUCAAACUACGUCUCCCAGAAGCCCCGGGAGACGUCGUCUGACCCGUCGAGGGCCCGACUGGGAGGAGAAAGCAACCGUAGACCAUCCUUGCCAUUGUCGACGUGUGACAUUAAAAGGUUUGAAACAAGCCAACAUAGAUCAUAUAUAGAUACAAAAAAAACACAAUAAAUCUUUUAGUGAUUGUCUGUUACCAGCCUGUAUUUAUGGAGGUGAAAUGGCUGCAUUGCUGACCAUGCUGUGAUUUCUUUUCUUUUUUUUAAAAAAAAAUGGCUCCAAGGCUUAUCAGAGUUAAAAAGCAUUAUUUGUAAAACGUCACAAUGACAAAAAAGGAAUUAAAAAAAGAUCCAUUUUCUUA
Anolis sagrei ordinatus is the source of this 6720-nucleotide messenger RNA. It is a transcript of the gene PTPN11, whose product is annotated as protein tyrosine phosphatase non-receptor type 11. Gene Ontology annotation, cellular component: cytoplasm. Gene Ontology annotation, biological process: protein dephosphorylation; positive regulation of ERK1 and ERK2 cascade. Lineage: Eukaryota; Metazoa; Chordata; Lepidosauria; Squamata; Anolidae. Gene Ontology annotation, molecular function: receptor tyrosine kinase binding; non-membrane spanning protein tyrosine phosphatase activity; cell adhesion molecule binding. The record is from RefSeq and is a predicted model, not a curated record.